This is a messenger RNA of Scatophagus argus, 2700 nucleotides long. RefSeq names its product RUN and FYVE domain containing 1 (gene rufy1). Gene Ontology annotation, biological process: regulation of endocytosis; protein transport. Gene Ontology annotation, molecular function: metal ion binding. Gene Ontology annotation, cellular component: cytoplasm. The record is from RefSeq and is a predicted model, not a curated record. The coding region runs from base 50 to 2185 and encodes 711 amino acids. The transcript is spliced from 17 exons. Lineage: Eukaryota; Metazoa; Chordata; Actinopteri; Scatophagidae.
UGGUCUGGUCACGUGAAGACUCGGGAGCAUAGGGUUGGGGGGGGCAAACAUGGCGGACGAGACAGGGAAAGUAAACAUAGCUGCUGAGGAUAGCGGAACAGAACAGCAGCUAGAUGAGCCCGAAAUUUUGGUAGCCGCGACCGACGGCGGACCAGACCGGACCGAGAAGUCGGCUGCCGCGGCGGCAGAGAGCAGUUGGUCGGCUCCUCUCCUGUCUUUGGCUCGGAAGGCCACGGAGACGAUUAGCAGUGGAGUGAGCUACGCUGCUAUCCCAAGAAAUUCCUCACAAGAAGCCGCUGCGAGCUCCCCGACGCAGAGAGAGCCCGAAAAUGAUCUCAACAAUACUUCAAAAGAGCUUCCAGCACUGUCCCCCAAAAACCCCAUGUCAGUAGAAAGAUCCAACCUCCUAAGCAUGAUGAAGCUGAGCAUCAAACUAUUGAUUCAGUCCUCCUUGAGUCUGGGCAGGACGCUGGACGCGGAGCACCCUCCCCUGCAGCAGUUCUUUGUCGUCCUGGAGCAUUGCCUGAAACAUGGGCUGAAAGGCAAGAAAUCUUUCAUUGGUCAGAACAAGUCCAUAUGGGGACCCCUGGAACUGGUGGAGAAGUUGUGUCCAGAGUCUGUUAACAUUGCCACAAGUGCCAGAGAUCUGCCCGGCAUUAAGACUGGUUUGGGUAGAGCAAGAGCUUGGCUGCAUUUAGCACUCAUGCAGAAGAAAGUAGCUGAUUAUAUGAAAGCUUUGCUGGACCACAAAGAUCUCCUGAGUGAGUUUUAUGACUCUGGAGCAUUGAUGUUGGAGGAGGAGGGGGCCGUGAUGGGGGGGCUGUUGGUGGGCCUCAACGUAAUUGAUGCUAACCUUUGUAUUAAGGGGGAGGAUCUUGAUUCUCAGGUGGGAGUUAUUGACUUCUCCCUUUAUCUGAAAGACCCUGCCAACACUGAGACUCCAAAAGAUGAUUCCAAGAUGACAGCCAUAUUAGAUCAGAAGCACUACAUCGAGGAAUUAAAUCGUCACCUGAGCGGCACCGUCACCGACCUUCAAGCUAAGAUGGACUCUCUAGAGAAGACCAACAGCAAACUUGUAGAGGAGCUGACUGCAGCAACAGACAGAAUCAACUCCCUGCGGGAGGAACAGGAACAGCUCAGGCAGGAGAAUAAGUCAAUCUUGCAGUCCAGUCAGAAAAAGGAAGAGGCAGCCCUUCAGGACAGUCAGGUGGAGCUGGAGACCUACAAACAGACUCGACAGGGCCUGGAUGAAAUGUACAAUGUGGUUUGGAAGCAGUAUAAAGAAGAAAAGCGCAUUCGCCAGGAGCUGGAGCGUGAGUUGGAGCUCCAGGUGGGCCUGAAGCAGGAGAUGGAGGUGGCCAUGAAGCUGUUAGAGAAAGACACACAUGAGAAACAGGACACACUGGCAGCCCUUCGGCUCCAGCUUGACCAAGUCAAGACUCUUAACCUACAAAUGUUCCACAAAGCUCAGGACUCGGAACAAGAAGCUAAAAAAAAGGAGGCGAAGGCUGUCCAGCUGGAGCAGCAGAUGGAGGAAAUGGAGAAAGCCAUGAAAGAACUAGAGCAGAGACUACAGAACUCAGAGCAAGAGCGCAAACAAAGUGACCAGUCAGACAGAGAUAUGAUGGUGGAGCUGGAAGGCAAGGUGGAUGCUUUGCAGACACAGCUGACAGACCUGGAUACACUAAGGCUGGGUUUGGAGAAUGAGCUGCGUGCUGAGAGGGAACAGAGACAAAGCCUGCAGAAAUCUCUCCAGAGGGAACAGGACAACAGCAUCGAGCUCCGCACACAGCUGCAGCAGCUCCAGGGCCUGCACACGGAGCUGCAGGACUUGAAGCAGGAGAAGCAGCAUUUACAGCAGAAAUGUGAGCAGCAGGAACAGGCUCUACAGGAAAUGGGACUUCAUCUCAGCCAGUCUAAACUUAAGAUGGAGGACUUCAAGGAGGUCAACAAAGCUCUGAAGGGUCACGCUUGGCUCAAAGAUGAUGAGGCCACUCAGUGCAAGCAGUGCCAGAAAGAGUUCUCCAUUGCACGCAGAAAGCACCAUUGUAGAAACUGUGGAGACAUCUACUGCAACAGUUGUUCCAGUAAUGAGCUGGCUUUACCCUCGUACCCCCGACCUGUGCGGGUGUGCGAUAUGUGCCACUCCCUCCUGCUGCAGAGAAGCUCCUCCACAGUUUCCUGACAAAACACCCUUCAAGCUUCAAAGUUUCUGCAAGAGCUUUGUAACACGACACAUACUAAUCCACAGUUAUUUUAAACUACGUCACUGCUCAAGACAAAUGUCAUCACAACUUACGGAAAUGGUGUUUGGUGUUCCAUUUCCGCUAUUACCUGAGAUUCAGUACCAUUAGUUCAUCUGUGUUAAAUUAGGGGCCACAUUUUAACACUGAAGGAUUGAGCUGAUAUAGAGGAGGCAGACUCCAUGUUAAGAAGACUUCACUUUGCGUAGAGGUUGAAAUAUUUUUAGUAUAUUUAUGUGAUCAAUUUUUUUUUGGGUCUAAAAUGAUCAGUUUGACAAUUUGGUACUCAAGGUCAUGCAUCUACUCUAACAUUUGCAGCUAUGGCCCCACUGCUGGAUACAUGCAAACUUGUUGUGUAAAUGACUUUAGAAUGUUAACAAAUCUAUUUUAUAAUGUAUUAUAACAGGGUUUUGUGGAUUGCAUCAACUGCUAUAAAGCCAUUUUCUUAAUUUGGGGA